AGUUUUUUUUAUAACUGAGAAAAAAAAAUACAAUAUUUUAUUUUUAAUUUUUUGAUACAAGUUGGGAUCCUCCUCCUCUCUCUGCUACGGCGACGGCGGUCGUGCACAGCGGUGGUUGAUCUUCACUCCUCCCUUCACCGCCUCGUCGAAAUCUUUACGAUCUAUAAACUUGUCAAAAAGCAGCAUGAGCGAUGACAUAUUUGACGGACAGAUGUUAGCAGAGAAGUUGUUGAAACUCAACAAUUCACAACAAAGCAUUGAAUCAUUGUCCCGUUGGUGCAUUCCUCACCAGAAGAGAGCAAAGGAUAUCGUUGAAAUAUGGGAUAAAUUGUUCAAUGCAUCCCAGAAAGAGCAGCGUGUCUCUUUUUUAAACUUGGCCAAUGACAUCUUGCAAAAUAGUAGGCGGAAAGGUAGUGAGUUUGUCAAUGAAUUUUGGAAAGUUCUUCCAGCAGCUCUCAGACAUGUUUAUGAAAGUGGUGAUGUACAAGGAAGGAAAGCAGUGAACAGACUUAUUGACAUAUGGGAGGAGAGGAAGGUUUUUGGGUCGCGAAGUCAGGGUCUUAAGGAUGAAGUGAUGAGUAAGAAUCCCCUUCCAUUCUCUGCAAACAAUGGAAAAGGUUCAGAUCCUAUCAAGAUAGUGAAGAGGGAUGCCCACUCAGUGAGAAUAAAAUUGGCUGUUGGGAGUUUGCCAGAAAAAAUACUGACAGCAUUUCACUCUGUUCUUGAUGAACAUCUUAACGAGGAAGCUGCCUUAAAUAAGUGUAAUGCUGGUGUACAUGAUGUGGUUAAGCUCUUGGAAGAUGUUGAAAAUACAUUCGCUCAAGGGAACCAGCUGGGAUCCACUUUGGUGAAUAACUUGCAAGAGCGGGAAAAGGAGCUUAAGCAUUAUAUGGAGCAACUCGAACAUGCCGAGGCUGCCAGGGCUUCUUUGCUUUCUCAGCUUAAAGAUGCACUGCAGGAACAUGAAUCAAAGCAAGAGCAUGUUCGCGCUCAGUUGCUAAUUGUACGAGGCCAGAUUGAGAAAACAGCUGGUAUCAGGAAGUGGCUUAACCAAACAACAGAAGCCACACAUCCAUCAGUUCAACUAAACGGAACCACUUCUCAGCCUACUUGUGCACAACCUUCCAUGUCAUUUUCUCCUUUCCAAACUUCUGAGGAAGAUAAUAAGAAGGCAGCGGCAGCUGUUGCUGCAAAGCUCGCUGGCUCUUCAUCGUCUGCCCAGAUGCUUGCAUCUGUUCUUUCUUCUCUAGCGGCUGAAGAAGCUGCCUCCAAGGGAUUUUCAUCAGGAUUACCUAUUUUCAACCCAGAAAAAAGACAGAAAAUUGAAAAAUCGUCACCUGUUUCUGAUGUUAAUAGUUCUGAUAUGGCGAGCUCUUCCUUUUUCACCACUAUACAGCAACCAUCGUUAACAAAUCCACAGGUUGCACCGUCAAACAACAUGCAAAUCAUGUCUCAAGCUAAUCAAUUACAAGCUGCAUUUGCUUCAGCACCCCUUCCCCCUCAGUAUGUCCAAUCAACUGGUUUCAUGGAUGGAGGAAUUCCUUACGGAUACGUAUCAAAUAAUCUACCACCUCCACCUCCACCUCCUUUUCCUCCACAUGCUGUAACAGGGUUAUCAAUGCCUAGCACUCAACCAGCGCAGCAGCAACAGCAGUCAUCACCAGGAGGAUUUUACAGGCCACCUGGCAUUGGAUUUUAUGGGCAGUGAGCUCUGUUCAAAGACAAUCAGUCAACAUUGCGGCAAAAUCUUUGUAGCUUGUUCCUCUUGGAAAUUGCUGUAGGCUGAGGAUUUUCUCUGAUGUUGUAUAAUGAUGUACAUUAUUAGAUAUAUAAAUUUGGAUAGGGUUCAUUUGUAUCCUUAAACACCCCUCCUUCCCCUUUUUUUGCCUAUUGUCUAAAUGCUGGGUAGCAGGCUGGCUUUUGACAUCAUAGAGGUACUUGAGAUCUUCAUCAGUGUUGACCACUGUUUGAAAAAAAGUACCUAUCAGGGCCUUUACAAUUUUUUCUGAAACAUCACAGUGUACUUAUUAGGGUGUAUAUGAACUCGUUUCCAUGAAGCUGCCUAUGAGGAAAACCAUUAGCAGCUAAUGUUAUUCACCUCUAGAUGACACCAUGCUCAAAGUUAUGCUUUCCUCCAGUCCUGAGGUUGGCUGUAUAUGUGUAGAGUGGUAUCAAUUGCCAGAGGAAAAUAGGAUGUUGGUAUUUUUGUUGCUGGCUAGUGUCUGUAUGGUGUAUUAAAAAGUAUUUAUUCAUGCAAUGGUUUCAAGAGAAAUUGUUGAGGUUUGUUUAAAGUAGAAAAGAACCUUAACUCUUAGACAGAAGACAUUAUCUUACCUUUGAAAUAAGUGUUCAUGUUUUGGACCAUGAACAUGCCUGGAGUGAUUGUUUAUCUCUUGAACUUAUAUGAACGAUUUUUUGUGAUUGGAUGAAAACUUAUUGAUGUCUUGCAAAA
Molecule: messenger RNA, 2452 nt
Organism: Medicago truncatula (barrel medic)
Lineage: Eukaryota; Viridiplantae; Streptophyta; Magnoliopsida; Fabales; Fabaceae
Product: regulation of nuclear pre-mRNA domain-containing protein 1A
Exons: 8
Coding region: 185-1708 (507 amino acids)
Biological process (GO): mRNA 3'-end processing
Molecular function (GO): RNA polymerase II complex binding
Source: RefSeq, a predicted model, not a curated record